AGGCGUCGUUCCAAACGUGCUGUCUGCUGCCCUGAUCAAACACGGGGCUGUGUCGUGACUUGGGUUUAGGGCGGCCUGGGGCUUUUCCAGCUCCCCUGCACGCGCAGUCGGACAGGAAGCGGCCUCGGCCGUGAGGGGCAUGGCGGCGGGCGCGCGGCGGCGGCAGCUCCCGGCGUGGAUGGGGGCGGCGGAGCCCGAGCGGGCGGCGGCGGCCCCGGCCCCCGGGGCCGGGCGGCGGCGGGCGGCGGCGGGGCGCAGGCCGGCGGCGCUGUACUGCAUGAACGAGGCGGAGCUGGUGGAGGUGGCCCUGGCGGUCCUGGCCGAGAAUCUACAGUGCGAGAAAGGUGAAGAGAAGGCCCGGUCCAGGAGCGAAGAGGAGCAGGAGCUCCCGCCAACACCAAAGCAAGUUCCUGGAAGCAAGGCUAACAGGGAUGGAGGCAGCGACCACGGUCCGGCACUUCUAUCCCCUCCUGGUGCUGGUGCUGGGAGGACAGAUGGGGAGGACUCUGAGGACGAUGUCCUGAAAUACGUCAGGGAGAUAUUUUUCAGCUAACAGCACCUCUCUGACUUUCCAAGAGAAGAGGGCACAGUGGAGAGGGUGUCUCCUCCCGCGGCCCUGAGAACGAUGGGAGGAGGGCCUGGAGGGGGCUGUGCAUCCAUCUGCUAUGUUGGUGCCCUGUGUAGCUGGUAGGAUACCCAUGAAGGCCAGAGGGGGAAAGGAAGGAGGUACUCAGUUCUCCCACUCUGUGCUGGGCUCAGUGUGAUUUGGUUCCAGAUUAGGAUGUGUUCGUUUUUGUUUCACAUUUCAGAGCAUGGACAAAUUACAGAGACAUUUGGGUUUCUGUGAGUAUGCCUUUGGUGGGUCAAAGUUGGGUAUGGAGGGGAGCGGGGAGCUGCUGACCUGGAAGACCUUUGCUGGCAGAGCAGCAUGAUCAUGGUUCAGCCUUGGGGGCUCCCUUGUCCUUGUGGUCCCUCUGUCACAGCUGCAGUGGGGCCUGGCAGGCUGUUCCCAUUGGCCCUGGUGCUGAAUUUGCCUCCACCCUCCAGCAGUGCUCCCCGUGCUGAGGAAGAUGCAUGGGAACAGACUGGCAGGGGCCAGGACUGGGGGGGCAGAUCCCAUGGCAGCAUGCCUGGGGGUCUGGGAAGCAAUGAAGAUGGCUCAGUAUCCUCUUCCCAAUCCAAACAGGAGAUGAACAAACCACAUGAGGCCAGGUGUGAGAGCAUGUAUUGAAAUGAAGAAUCGGUCAAAUCAGCGUCACCUGCCUCAUCCCCACCAAGGCUGAAGCAAGAGAGAGAACAGCCCCUCAUGUCCCUUGAAACAAAUUCACUCAGCAGCAAAGGAUAUCACUGUUAAGCAGGCAUUCUUUAUUUACCUAAGUUCUCCCAGCCACUGGAUGAAUUCAUGCAGUUUGUAUUUACAAGGCUGUUGCAUAUUCACUACACAGACAAAUCAAUAACUUAAAAUGCCUAUUUUGAAAAAUGAGUAUAUGAUCAGGAGUUAACUAUUUCAGUCUUUUCUGCCAUCUAGUGUCCUUUAGGGAUUAUUACAACCUCUUUAGGGGUUUUGGUGGUCGUUCAAUUGUCUUCAUCACUUGUCUUUUUAUUGCACUUUCUUAAUUGGUGCAUGCUCAGUCUGUUGUUUUCAAACUACAAAACUGGUUCUUUCUGGUGUUAUUUCUCUAUCGUCCUAGAUGGCUUUCUUCACAUCCUUGAAGACUGGUUGUUGAUUGGCUGCUUAUUUGAUAUAUAUCCUGUCUACUUACAAAGAAACUACAUAUUUGAUUACAUUUUCCUGAAUAUUUGUUAGUUCCUAGUUAAACAUAAUCUACACAUCCUGGUUUUAAGCUCCCUUUAUCUUUGUUAUUUUGUAGGGCUAAAGGUAUUAAAAGCAUUUUGUUAGUUAAUUACA
Messenger RNA from Prinia subflava (tawny-flanked prinia), 1909 nucleotides. RefSeq names its product cell cycle regulator of NHEJ (gene CYREN). Gene Ontology annotation, cellular component: cytoplasm; nucleus. The record is from RefSeq and is a predicted model, not a curated record. NCBI's taxonomy places the organism in Eukaryota, Metazoa, Chordata, Aves, Passeriformes, Cisticolidae. Gene Ontology annotation, biological process: negative regulation of double-strand break repair via nonhomologous end joining; double-strand break repair via nonhomologous end joining.